This is a messenger RNA of Aphanomyces astaci, 2031 nucleotides long. RefSeq lists its product as hypothetical. The record is from RefSeq and is a predicted model, not a curated record. Bases 44 to 1795 code for a protein of 583 amino acids. The transcript has 3 exons. Lineage: Eukaryota; Oomycota; Saprolegniomycetes; Saprolegniales; Verrucalvaceae. Gene Ontology annotation, molecular function: histone H3 acetyltransferase activity; protein binding. Gene Ontology annotation, cellular component: histone acetyltransferase complex. Gene Ontology annotation, biological process: positive regulation of transcription by RNA polymerase II; chromatin remodeling.
GCAAAACGGGAUCAAGCGAAAACCCAUCGGGCGGGCAUAAGGUAUGGCAUCGACCGACGAUGGGGACGACGUCCGUCAUGACGUCAAGGAAAACAAGGUAGAUAUCGAAGGAGUGACCCCUGAUGUAUCCAUGGACGAAAGGCAGGCCGAGGACGUUGAUUUGCAGGGAGGUGAAGAUGAUUCUGGCAUCGUUGGUGCGAGUCCAGACAACGACAAUGACAUCGACAACGCUCCCGACUUGCCGAUUGCGAUUGCCACUGAAGUUUCCGAGGAAGCAUCACCACGUGACGACAAGAAGACAUCCAAUGACGUGCAUGUCGAUGCAGUGAACACCACUGCCACAACAUCUGACGUGCCAAUCGAUGGGGAUGCUGAUGUCGUAGGCCAUCCUGCUGAGUCACCCAUUCCUCUCCCCGGUGCUGUCGUCGAGGAGGAGUCAACGUCCGAACCCACCAUUGAGUCUAGCCUCGCACAACCUCCUCCCCUUCGGUCUCCCAACGUCCCAUCGGAAGAUGGCGCCAACAACCACCCAACGUCCAGUAUCUCAACCAUGACACCAGUUGUUCCUUCAUCGUCCCCACUCAAACGCAAACGUACAACAGACGAUAGCAUCAUCGCCCGUCCCUGCCCGAUCCCGGCAGACUACUCUGCCUCCAUCAACCCGUCGGGCGACCCCGACUUGACGAGCGCAAUCCUGUCGCGCGACGAGAUGGCCAAGAAAGAAGAAGACACGGGGUUGCUCGAGUUUUGCGUCAUCACAAACGACGGCACGCCGGAGCGCAUGGUGCAGCUCAUGACUCUGAAGAACAUCUUCUCCAAGCAGCUGCCAAAGAUGCCCAAGGAGUACAUUGUCCGGCUCGUAUUCGACCGCAACCACCAGAGCAUGGUGAUCCUCAAGAACAAAAAGACGGUCGUGGGCGGCAUCUGCUACCGGCCGUUCCUGGCCAACCAUUUCGGGGAGAUUGCAUUUUGUGCGAUCACGGCCAGCGAGCAGGUCAAGGGCUACGGCACGCGACUGAUGAACCACCUCAAAGAGUUUGUCAAGACUCAGCACCUGACGCACUUUCUCACGUACGCCGACAACUACGCGAUCGGGUACUUCAAGAAGCAGGGCUUCUCCAAGGUCGUGUCCAUGGCCAGGCCCAACUGGUUUGGGUACAUCAAAGACUACGAUGGCGGCACGCUCAUGGAGUGCCAGAUCCACCCACACAUCAACUACCUCAACAUCACCGCCAUGGUGCACGCCCAACGUGCCAUGCUUGUAGAUGAAAUCCAAAAGAGAUCGAAAGCCGCCAUCGUGUACCCCGGACUGACGACGUUUUGCGAUGCGCGACUGGUCAACAUACAUGCUGUACCUGGUGUCAAGGAAGCUGGAUGGAGCCAGACCCUGAUUCGCACCAGUCGAACAAACCGCGACUCGAGUUCGUUGAAGCAGCAACUGCAGUCGAUGUGGAAAUCAUUUUCCAACCACCGCAGCGCGUGGCCGUUCCAUGAGCCGGUGGACGUGACGGUCGUGACGGAUUACUUGGAGAUCAUCCAGUGCCCCAUCGACCUCUCGGCGAUUCAGAAGAAGAUCGACGAGAACGCGUACGCCACCAAAGCCGCCUUCAAGGACGACCUGGUGCUCAUGUGCGAGAACUCGAUUGCGUACAACUCGCCAGACACGAAUUACUACAAGGCGGCCAAGGACUUGCUCGAAUUUGUCAAGAAGAAGGUGGUGCUGGAACCCCAAGACGGGCGAGACAAGGCGGGCUACUCGUCGGCGCCGGCAACUAAAAAGCACCUUGUUCGAUAAACCCCCCCACACAAAUCCCCCCCCCCCGCUGUCGUCGUCUUUUAGUUGUUUGCUUUGCUGGGGUUCAUACAUCAAAGCUAUAAUGCUCUUGGUGCUUACUACGACGACCGGAAACCAUAGUACUGUUGUGGGAAAAGGGGAAAAGUACACUAUUUUUUUUACCAAUGAUAUAUACUACUAGUACUACGUAGUACAUUACUAUUAAGACUCAGUAAUUGCAAUUUUUGCCAGCGCCG